This is a messenger RNA of Ophidiomyces ophidiicola, 855 nucleotides long. RefSeq lists its product as uncharacterized. The coding region runs from base 1 to 855 and encodes 284 amino acids. Lineage: Eukaryota; Fungi; Ascomycota; Eurotiomycetes; Onygenales; Onygenaceae. The record is from RefSeq and is a predicted model, not a curated record. The transcript is spliced from 4 exons.
AUGAUUCUCUUCAGCUGUAUUAGUGUACUUGUUGCUGCCAGUCUCGGGGCAACGCAGAAAACCGGCCAUGAUACAGUGGCGUACAAAGCGUUUGCAGCACGCCAGGCCCUCCAGCGAUGCACGCCAUCUUGCAGUGUGAAGGUCGGAGUCCAGCACGAAUACAGGUGGUUCCCUAUGCCAAUUUCAACUACUAUCGUGGCGGCCACAAUUGUAAAAAUCGUCAACACGGUUAAAGGCACGACUCGAACGUCCACCAUAUAUAAUAGUCUGCCGAGCGGAUACACACUCCCGCCCACAAAUUCGGACGGGAAACAAGUGUCAACUCUGACAUACACUCAGCAAGGGUUAGCUAAGACAACGGUCCUUACAUUUCCCACAAGCUUCGUAUCCUGGCCGGAUGGAUAUACCUGGAGCGGCACGCUGCAAACCAAAUCCAACAACAAGGAGACAUGCGUGACGGCAUCGACGCCCGUAUACGUCCCCUUUUCAUCGUUUCCUCAGCCUCAAGCGACCGAAACGCUGAGCCACCCGGCAGGCCCGGACCCGAACGGCCUUCUUUUCAAGAUGAAGUCAGUCGUCGCGGGGUUUGACGCGUACAAGAAGGAAUUCAAGGACCAAGCCGCGCUGCAGACGUGUUCGAUCACACCCUGGCCGGCGCCUCUGGUGGUGGAGCCCACAGCACAGUUUCUCAGCGAGACUUCGACCUCGUUUGAAGGAGACCAAGCUACAUCGUCUUCUCACAGCGCCACCCCGCCCAAAGUCACACCUUCUGCAGCGUCGUUGUCAGGGUCCCCAUAUUCCAUGCUCUUGCACCUUGGUAUUACUGCGGCGGUGAGCAUCGCGGCGUAUAUGUAG